CGUUGGGCGCGCGGGCGGAGCGGAUCGCGGCCGGAGGGCGAGCGGCCGGGCGUCAUGUCAAGGAGACGCGUGGGGGCCUCCAGCCUGCUCCGCGCCAUGGAUCUGCUGGGAUGAGGAGCUACGCCCCCGGGCCCGGAAGCGCGGCGAGAUGUUCAGAGCGGGGGACCCCGGGGAGCGGCCGCUGCUCGGGCCGCCGGCCCCUCGCGUGCGGAGCGUGGAGGUGGCCCGAGGGCGGGCGGGCUACGGCUUCACGCUCUCGGGCCAGGCGCCUUGUGUGCUCAGCUGCGUCAUGAGAGGGAGCCCCGCGGACUUUGUGGGCCUCCGUGCUGGGGAUCAGAUACUGGCCGUCAACGAAAUCAACGUGAAGAAGGCGUCCCAUGAGGACGUGGUGAAGCUGAUCGGGAAGUGCUCCGGGGUCCUGCACAUGGUGGUCGGCGAGGGCCUCGGCCACGGGGACUCGUGCUCCAGCGACGAGGAGGUGGGUUUCUACGAAGGAAAGGGCCGGCUGAAGCCCAAGCUCGAUUCCAAGGCCCUGGGGAUAAACAGAGCGGAGCGAGUGGUCGAGGACAUGCAGUCCGGGGGCAUUUUCAACAUGAUCUUUGAGACCCCGGGGCUGCGCGCGAGCAGCUCGGAGCCCGCGCCCUUGAAACAAAGGUCCCUUUCAGAGUCGGCCGCUGGGCGGCUGGACCUUGGCCACGAAAGCGGGAAUGACCCGGGUCUCAAGCCGCUUUCCAAGGAGGAGCUGGCGAAGGGGGGGAACGACGACUCUGUGUUCCGGGUUGGGCUGGAGCAUCACGAAGACCUUGGGCUGGACGCCAGCAUUUUGAAUGUCGCCAUGGUCGUGGGCUACCUGGGCUCCAUCGAGCUGCCGUCCACCAGCGGCAGCCUGGAGUCGGACAGCGUGCAGGCCAUCCGGGGCUGCCUGCGGCGCCUGCGGGCCGAGCAGAAGAUCCACUCCCUGGUGACCAUGAAGAUCAUGCACGACUGUGUGCAGCUCUGCACGGACAAGGCCGCCGUCCUGGCGCGCUACCCGGCCGAGCGGCUGGCCUUCAGCGCCGUGUGCCCGGACGACAGGAGGUUUUUUGGGCUCGUGACCAUGCAGGCGAGCGACGCGGGGAGCCUGGCGCAGGAGGAGGAGGGCGUCCUGCGGACGUCCUGCCACGUGUUCAUGGUGGACCCGGACCUGUUCAGCCACAAGAUCCACCAGGGCAUCGCCCGGCGCUUUGGGUUUGAGUGCACGGCCGACCCGGACACCAACGGCUGCCUGGAGUUCCCCGCGUCCUCGCUCCCCGUCCUCCAGUUCAUCUCCGUGCUUUACAGGGACAUGGGCGAGCUGAUCGAGGGCGUGCGGGCCCGGGCCUUUGUGGACGGGGACGCGGACGCCCACCAGAACACCAGCACCAGCAGCAACAGCGACAGCGGCAUCGGGAACUUCGCCCCCGAGGACAGGAGCAGCCGCGUGCUCGUGGUGGACCUGGGCGCCGGCUCGAGCAGGCACGGCCCGGGCAGCGGCGCCUGGGAGGGGGCGGGCGGGCGGGGCUGCCCGCCCUGGGCUGCCCCCUGGAACGGGGCUUUCUGCCAUGACCCGGAGGCGGCCCCGGGUGAGGCCGCUCCGCAGGCUGACAGGGGCUGGGACCUCGGGAAGCACCUGGGGCCCGCGUCUCACGUGGAGGGCCCCCCGGCCUCCUUGCGCUGCUCGGUGCCCCCCUCCAAGAGGGGCGCUGCCGGCUCCGGCGGGGGUUUCGGCCAGCGGUGGCUCCCGGUCCACGUCCUGCAGGAGUGGCAGUGCGGGCACGCCAGCGACCAGGAGUCCUACACGGACUCCACCGACGGCUGGUCCAGCAUCAACUGCGGCACGCUGCCCCCGCCCAUGAGCAAGAUCCCCGCCGACCGCUACAGGCUGGAGGCCAGCCCGGCGCAGCCUGCGCCCAGCGCGCAGAGGCGGGACUGGGCCAGGAAGGCUCUCGGGAUGCAGAACAUCUUUGGUCCCCAUCGAAAUGUCAGAAAGACUAAGGAGGACAAAAAGGGCUCAAAGUUCGGGCGGGGCUUUGCCUUCGCCCCGCCGUCCCAGCGCGCCCCGGCUCGGAGAUCCUUUGGGAGGUCCAGGAGGUUGAGUGUCACCCGCUCCCUCGAUGACCUUGAGUCUGCAACUGUGUCUGAUGGUGAGCUGAACGGCCCCGACCUGAAGGACUGCGUGAGCAACCACAGCCUGAGCAGCAAUGCCAGCCUCCCCAGCGUGCAGAGCUGCCGGCGCCUGCGCGAGCGGAGGGUGGCCAGCUGGGCCGUGUCCUUCGAGCGCCUUCUGCAGGAUCCGCUUGGCAUUCGAUACUUCUCCGACUUUCUGAGGAAGGAGUUCAGUGAAGAAAACAUCUUAUUCUGGCAGGCCUGCGAAUAUUUUAAUCAUGUUCCCGCACACGACAAAAAAGAGCUCUCCUGCAGGGCCCGCGAGAUCUUCAGUAAGUUCCUGAGCAGCAAAGCCACCACUCCGGUCAACAUCGACAGCCAGGCCCAGCUGGCCGACGACAUCCUCAGCGCCCCCCACCCCGACAUGUUCAAGGAGCAGCAGCUCCAGAUCUUCAACCUGAUGAAGUUUGACAGCUACGCCCGCUUCCUCAAGUCCCAGCUGUACCAAGAGUGCAUCCUGGCGGAGGUGGAGGGCCGCGCGCUGCCCGACGCGCAGCACGUGCCCAGCAGCCCCACCUCCAAGCACAGCGGCGGCUCGGACCACUCCAACGUGUCCACGCCCAAAAAGCUGAGUGGAAAAUCGAAAUCGGGCCGCUCGCUGAACGAGGAGCUGGGGGAUGAGGACAGCGAGAGGAAGCGGAAAGGCGCGUUUUUCUCUUGGUCGAGGACCCGGAGCACCGGGCGAUCCCAGAAGAAGAAGGACCAUGGCGACCGUCCAAACGACCCCCUGCACGCCAACGGAGGCCUGGGCCGCCGGGAGUCGCAGGGCUCCGUGUCCUCUGCCGGGAGCCUGGACCUGCCAGAGGCCUGCAGGACCCUGGCGCCCGAGAGGGACAAGGCCGCCAAGCACUGCAGCAUCCAGCUUCCCGACGGGACGUCCUGCGUGGUGCCCGUCAGGGCGGGGCUGUCCAUCAAGGAAGUCCUGGCCGGACUCUGCGAGCGACAUGGCAUCAGUGGGGCUGCUGUGGACCUCUUCCUGGUGGGCGGGGACAAGCCGCUGGUGCUGCAUCAGGACAGCAGCAUCUUGGAGUCUAGGGACCUGCGCCUAGAAAAACGCACUUUAUUUCGGCUGGAUUUGGUGCCGAUUAACCGGUCUGUGGGCCUCAAGGCCAAGCCCAGCAAGCCCAUCACCGAGGUGCUGCGGCCCGUGGCGGCCAAGUACGGCCUGCGGCUGAGCGAGCUGGUGGUCAGGCUGAGUGGAGAGAAGGAGCCCCUGGACCUGGGAGCCCCCAUCUCAAGUCUGGACGGACAGCGGGUCAUCCUGGAGGAGAAGGACCCCUCCCGAGGGAAAGCGUCCACAGACAAACAGAAAAGCACACCAGUCAGACAGACGGCGGCUGCAAACGCCGGUUCCAGAAAUCACUCGGCGACGGGAGAGGAAAGAACACUAGGCAAGUCUAAUUCUAUUAAAAUUCAAGGAGAAAAUGGAAGGAAUGCUAGGGAUCCCCGGCUUUCAAAGCGAGAAGAAGCUAUUGCAAAGAUUGGGAAAAAAAAAUAUCAGAAAAUUAAUUUGGACGAAGCAGAGGAGUUUUUUGAGCUCAUUUCCAAAGCUCAGAGCAACCGAGCAGACGACCAGCGCGGGCUGCUGAGGAAGGAGGACCUGGUGCUGCCCGAGUUUCUGCGUCUGCCCCCCAGCCCCCCGGAGCCCACCCUGUCCCCCCCGGCCGCCGCCAAGGCCUUCGGCACCAGACCCUCGACAGCCCACGGCAAGGAGUGGGCGCCCCGGGCCCGAGAGAGUCCGGCCACCAGCCCCGGCUCGGCCGACAGCCCGCCCCUCUGCGCCCCCGGGACCCCCAGCCCCCCGGCGCAGGACGCAGAGGCCGGGGGCGUCCAGACCGUGGAGGGCGAGCACCUGGCUGACCUGACGCUCACGGGGGAGGGGGACCUCAGCAGCCCCAACAGCACGUUCCUGCCGCCACCCCCCACCCCGCGGGACUCGGCUGGACCCCCGAGACCAGGAGGGGGGGCCCGAGGCCCCCCGGUCAACACGACCGUGGAUGUGGAGCAGGCCGCGGGCUCCGCGCAUCGGCCGGGCAGCAGCGCCCUAGGGGUGCGAGCAGGCCCCCAGAGGCCACGGGCCAGCGGGGCCCCAACGUCAGACCACCCUGGCCUGAGCUCCCCGCCAGGCGGGCCCACCAGGCCCCAGGCCAGCCCACACCACGCGACCUUCGUCUGAGGCUGCCCGCAGACCUGUCCCCGCCGGCUGCCCCUCCUGCCCGUGUGUCUGAGCUGCCUGGACACGUGGAGAACGAAGAGCUCGUGGGGGCAGCCGAGCCCAUCUGCAGGGCCCGAAGAGGGCAGAGGGGCCCGGCCUCGGACACGCGCCAGGGUUGGCUCACAGGCCCUUUGGCCCCUGCCCCUUGGCCUCCAGCCUUCCCACAAUAAAGCGUCUCUGAGGA
Molecule: messenger RNA, 4583 nt
Organism: Phacochoerus africanus (Common warthog)
Lineage: Eukaryota; Metazoa; Chordata; Mammalia; Artiodactyla; Suidae
Gene: RGS12
Product: regulator of G protein signaling 12
Exons: 18
Coding region: 149-4360 (1403 amino acids)
Biological process (GO): signal transduction
Molecular function (GO): protein binding; GTPase activator activity
Source: RefSeq, a predicted model, not a curated record